AUGCGAGCGGCGGCGGCGGCGGCGGCUCCUUGGGCCGGCCUGGCUCUCCUCUGGGCGGCGGGCUUCUGCGCGGGGGACGCCAAGGGCUACCGGAGGAGGGUUUCUUUGGAGUAUAAUCCAGGCUGGGCCAGCUCCCGCGUAAAUCUACUACACACCCGCGCGGUGGGCCUCAACGACACACUUCACUACGUCUGGAGCACCAUCGGGGUCCCCACGGUGUUGUUGGUGUACACCGCAAGCGACAGCAGCUCCCUUCGCGUCAACUGGACCCAGCUCCUCUCGUCUUCCCCAGCUGGAGCCAUUCGGAUCGAUCCAGCCGACAGUGUCUUAUAUUCCACGGCGGUGGUCUUUCCAAGG
Molecule: messenger RNA, 357 nt
Organism: Thamnophis sirtalis
Lineage: Eukaryota; Metazoa; Chordata; Lepidosauria; Squamata; Natricidae
Source: RefSeq, a predicted model, not a curated record